UCCAAUGGACAAUUGCUCAACGCUUCAGUUGCAGGGACUGGAGAUGACUACCAAGAGGAAGAUCAUCGGCCGCCUGGUGCCAUGCCGAUGCUUCCGGGGGGAGGAGGAGGUCAUCUCAGUGCUGGACUACUCCCACUGCAGCCUGCAGCAGGUACCCAAGGAGAUCUUCAGCUUCGAACGCACCCUGGAGGAGCUCUACCUGGAUGCCAACCAAAUCGAGGAGCUGCCUAAGCAACUCUUCAACUGUCAGGCCCUCCGGAAGCUGAGUAUUCCUGAUAAUGACCUCUCCAACCUGCCAGCCACCAUCGCUAGCCUUGUAAACCUGAAGGAAUUAGAUAUAAGUAAAAACGGCAUUCAAGAGUUUCCAGACAAUAUCAAGUGCUGUAAAUGUUUAUCAGUUGUAGAGGCCAGUGUAAAUCCCAUAACCAAACUCCCCGAUGGCUUCACCCAGCUCCUCAACCUGACACAGCUCUUCUUAAACGACGCCUUCCUCGAGUACCUACCCGCCAACUUUGGGAGAUUGUCCAAAUUACGCAUCCUGGAACUUCGAGAGAAUCACCUGAAAACCAUGCCAAAGUCAAUUCACAGGCUGUCACAGCUGGAGCGAUUAGACUUGGGAAGCAAUGAAUUCACUGAACUGCCAGAAGUGUUGGAGCAGAUCCAUAACCUGAAAGAGCUGUGGUUGGACAACAAUUCAUUACAGACAAUACCAGGGUCUAUAGGGAAGCUGAGGCAGUUGCGGUAUCUGGACCUGUCUAAGAACAGGAUUGAGAGUCUGGAUGCAGAUAUCUCUGGGUGCGAGUCCCUUGAGGACCUCCUGCUCUCCUCCAACAUGCUGCAACAGCUGCCUGAUACGAUAGGAAUGCUGAAAAAGUUGACAACACUAAAAGUUGAUGACAACCAGCUCACCUCACUGCCUAACACCAUUGGAAGUCCACGCGCCAAAUUAGGUUUAUCACUUUUAGAGGAGUUUGACUGCAGCUGUAAUGAACUGGAGUCCCUGCCCCCAACCAUCGGCUACUUGCACAGUCUCCGAACCUUUGCAGCUGAUGAGAACUUCCUGGCGGAGUUGCCCAGAGAGAUUGGAAACUGCAAGAAUGUGACAGUUAUGUCCUUGCGGUCCAACAAGCUGGAAUUUCUGCCUGAUGAAAUUGGGCAAAUGACAAAGCUACGUGUUCUCAAUCUGAGCGACAACAGGUUGAAGAAUCUUCCCUACACUUUCACUAAACUGAAAGAUCUUGCUGCACUCUGGUUAUCUGACAAUCAGUCCAAGGCCCUCAUCCCCCUCCAAACAGAGGCCCACCCUGAGACUAAGCAGAGGGUCCUCACCAACUACAUGUUCCCUCAGCAGCCUCGGCACGAUGAGGAUUACCAGUCGGACAGCGACAGCUUCAACCCUGCUCUGUGGGAGGAGCAGAGACAGCAGAGGAUGACUGUAGCGUUCGACUUUGAGGACAAGAAGGAAGACGAGGAUAACUCUGCAAAAGUCAAGGUUGAGAUUAAUCUGAAACGAUAUCCCACCCCUUACCCUGAGGACCUGAAGAACAUGGUUAAGUCAGUGCAGAACAUGGUGGGCAAAACCACUCACCCGCUCAGCUCUUCUGGCACCAACUCCUCUGGCACCAACAUGGAGCUCAUCAACAAAGACAAAUAUGAACCCAAGUGGCCCAUUGCACCCAAGGAGGUGACAGACAGAGAGGUUAAAGACUUCUCCAAGCCUCCGAUGCCAGAGCAAGCUGUCAUCAUGAACUCAGCCAUCGACAUCCCAAAGCGAAAGGACAAAGAGGAUCUAAAUGAGAGCUCUGAGAUUUCUUUACAUCGCGUCGUUCCCAAGCCUCAACAGCCAGAGAAUACGAGCCUGGCCGUAACUUCCUCUUCGUGUUUCUGCCUCAUAGAUUCUAUGGGAGGUUCACCUAACGAUAUCCGAAUUUCUGACAUGAGGCCGACUCUGGUGGAGCCCCCUAUGUACAAGCCAAAGGUCGUACUGCUGGGAAAGGACAAAAAAGAAUCCACAGAUGACUCAGACCCAGACAAAAUGCACUGCUUGAACAACAGUGGAUCCUCCGCCACCUACUCCGACUACUCGCCCUCGCAGGGUUCCUCUGGGUCCUCCAACCCCCCUGGCAAUGUCAGUUCCCUGCAGAGUGCUGCCAAAGAGGGCCCGACGCAGACUCACUGGACUAACAGGCUGGCUCAGUCUUUCCCAAAGCCCAUAGAGAGCAAGCCCUUGCUCAGUCAGAGAGAGACGCCCCCCUCUAGCACCCUGCAGCAGCGAGGCGAGAGGCGGCCACUCAGUGACACCUUUGACAGCUGGAAUGAUGCCCCCCACUAUGACAACACAGGGUUUGUAGCGGAGGAGACCCCCCUUGAGACUCCUAGUGGCAGCAGUGGAAACCCCAUGCUAGGCACGAAGCCUCGCAGCGCCUCAACAGCACAUGGGCGACGGCCUCUGAUGAGACAGGAGCGCAUUAUGGGGGUCCCUUUAGAGCUGGAGCAGUCUCCACACACUUUCCGCAACGCUCCAGACACUGAAGUGCCUCCUCCCCCUCCCCCAAACCCCUGGCAGAACUGGACGAGGACUCCCAGCCCUUUCGAGGACCGCACUGCUUUCCCCUCCAAGCUUGAACUCACCCCUGCGAACAGCCCCAACCCUGACCGCAAGGACUUUGAGCAAGAGAUGGGCGAACUACCUGGCACUUUCCCCUCUACAGGAGCCUGGGGCUUCCUGGACUCCAGAGAUUCAGGGACAGAGCAAGGUCAGCCCAACAUCUUCUCACAUGUUCAGGGUCGCAAAGAACCAAAUAAGGGCACCACCAUGGUCAUAAGCAAGAGCUCCGAGAGACUUUCGCCAAUGAUGAAGGAGGUAAAGUCCAAAUUCAAGAAAUCCCAGAGCAUAGAUGAAAUCGAUAUCGGAUCCUACAAAGUGUACAGCAUUCCUUUGGAAAGCUACAGCUCUAGCAUAGAGAAUCAAGGCAGUGUGGACAGAGCAGAUCUCCCAGGACCUCUGGAGCAGAGCAUGUCCAGGAGCCAUUCUGCUCCCAUGCUGGAUGAUGAUCUCGAUGGCUUCGGCAUGAAUAAAAAUUCUCAACAGCAGAAACCUGCUAUCCCGAAGAAGGUUUACCAGUUUGACCAAAGCUUCAACCCUCAAGGAGCCAUGGACGUUGUGAAACCAGAUAGGAGAGUCCCUCCACCAUUCCCCAACACCCCAGAAUAUGUGAAUCAACCAGGCAAGACACUGCCAAAGGAGCUUGUUAGCCCUCGAGGCUACCGCGGCUAUCAGCCAAUGGAGCAAAUGUUUUCGUUUUCUCAGCCAUCGGUCACUGAAGACGCAAUUACUCCACAGUUUUCUGCCCAGCCCCAGCGCUCUCGUCCAGGCUUUCUGCGAAGAGCAGACUCCCUGGUAAGUUCUACGGAGAUGGCACUGUUCCGCAGGGUAGCAGAAGCCCAGGAACACCAAAUGGCAGAGCACUACAACAGGCCUCAACAGCUCAAAGGCAUGCUGGAACAUCAGAACAGCCUGUCCACCAUGGUGGACACUCAGUUUCACAAGAGGAACGGUAGGUAUGAAGAGGAAUACUCAUCUUAUCAAGAACCUAAAAAGCCCAUUAUGGGAUACCCCACCAAAAGUCUGACGCAACGGCGCCCCCUGUCGGCCCGGAGCUACAGCACAGAGACAUAUGGGGCAUCUCAGGCUCGCCCAGUGUCUGCACGGCCCACCAUGGCUGCCCUGCUGGAGAAAAUGCCUUCAGAUUAUAAUCUUAGUACAUGCACUGAGAAGAGCCCUGACGCUGACACAAAGCUGAGACCAGUACCCCAGAAACCAGAGGACCCGACCUCCAAAAUGCCAGUGGACUGGAGACAACAGCUCCUACGACACAUAGAGGCAAAAAGACUAGACCGGAGCGCUGUCCUUAAGCACAACACAGUAAACUUCGGCAUGCUGUACUCUGGAGGCUAUGCUGCACCGCAUGCCAGCAGAAGCAUGACAAUAAACUUUUACAAUAACACAAAGCAUGAAAACCAAACAACUCAGUGGCUACCUCUACCAAAUACACCUUCACAACAGAGCAAUAUUUUAGAUAAUGGCCAAGAGGUGGUCUCUCCAACUCAGUGGGCCCCCUACUCACUGGGACGAAGAGAUGUACCUCCAGAGAACCUGAAUAUGAUCAAAAAGGCUGCUGUCCAACACCCUCACCAACAGCAGGGCAUGAUGGUGACCUCAGCCUCGGCCACCCCACCCCACCGAGCCGCCCGAGACCAGCAGUACGAGGGAGCCAUGAACAAGGUGUCCAUUCAGCAGUACCAGUCUCCUCUACCCAUGCCCAUCACGAGCACCAGUCCCAGGCCUCAGAGCGCCCGCUGCUUCAUCCAGACUAAAGGCCAGAAGAGCAUGGACGGCUAUCAGGAGCAGUUCUGUGUUCGGAUUGAGAAAAAUCCUGGCCUUGGUUUCAGCAUCUCAGGGGGAAUCAGUGGGCAGGGAAACCCCUUCAAGCCCUCGGACAUGGGUAUCUUUGUUACUAGGGUACAGCCUGAUGGACCCGCCUCCAAUGUUCUUCGACCGGGGGACAAAAUUCUGAAGGCCAAUGGACAUAGUUUUUUACACAUCGAACACGAAACGGCAGUGUCUCUUCUGAAGAGUUUCCCGAAAGCUGUGGACUUGGUCGUUUUAAGGGAGAGCACAAUGUAAAUAUUUUUAUAACACUGACUUCUUGCUCAAAAAAGGAAAAAAAAUGGAACACAGGAACUUGUACAUCAUGUUUUUAUCUAGGAACAGUUUUGCCAAUUGCUGGACCAAUGGCAAAAUACUAGUGCCAAAUGUACAAUAGAGAACCUAAUCUAAUAAUGUGACAUAUGGCUUAUACGUAUACAUAUGUGCUGAAAUCUUACACUGGUGUGGUUGGAAUUCCUUUCUAUCUCUCAGCCUGUGGCUGUAGGUGGGUGCGUUUUUCUGCUUAUUUAUAUUGCCUAUUAUUUUGUACCUAUUUUUCCAAGCAGCUUUUCAUUUUAACCUUGGAGCAUGAAAGCACAUCCGCUUUUAAGGACAUUUGUUCAUCAUGACACUGCCUCAACUCUGUAAAUGCCUUGUGUAAAUAUAUACAUUUACUAGUAAAAUGUAACGUGGUUGGAGAGGAGAAUGUGAUCGAGAUGGUUUUCUGAUAUUAUUCCAAUUUUUUUGUAAUAUUUAGAAAGAUUUCUUAUUUUACCCCUUCACUCCAUUUCAACAAAUUUUUAAACGUUUUAUUAAGCAGGCCUCUACUACCGCAUUGGGUGUGGUGUUGGAUUGUGGCUCUUGUAAGAGUUUUGCACAAAUCAAACGGCAGAAAAGAAUCCAAAAGCAGUAGUAGUCCUGCUAUUACUUUUCUGCAGCGCCCUCUGUUGGUCAGUGUGGAGGUUGAUAAUACAGAGAAAUUCCCUCCUCUUCAUUUCGGACAGGGUAAAACACAUCACCACUGAUUUGAACAUGAGCAUUUUCAUGUUUUUAUGAGUUUUAACCUGACAUGUAUCCACCAGGGGUAAAAGCCAUUAAUUUCACAGAUUUUUUAGUCUGUAUGUUCAUUUCUUAGGUUAUACAAAGGGAUUUUCAUAUCAUUUCUUUCAGUGCUUUGUUGAUGUUCUCCUGCUUUAAGGUUUUUUAAUCACCAUCUACUAUGAACAAAGGAAUUCCCAUCAUUACAUUAUAGAUAUCCACAGAGAGCUUUAAUGUUUAGAGCAUGCUUUCACUUUUUAAAGUUGUCUAAUUAAGAAAGUUAUUAGGGGACAUUGUGUUUUUUUAUUGAAUGUUCAGUUGCUUUACGUCACUUGGAAGUAUUAUUAUUAUUAUUUUUAUUUAUUUUUUUAUUUAAUAAUCAGUGCAGACUCCACCUGGAAAUAAAUCAUUGUGAUGAAUGGUACCAUAGUGUACCAUAACAAAUACAUUGCCUGUAUGCCCUGGGCAUGUCCAAAAUAAUGUAUACAAAUGUAGCAUUCGGUGGUUUUGAGCAAAACUAAGAGUGAGAGCCCCCCACCUCGCCCCCUUCCUCACCCCCAACUCCAACCCCAACCAUGUUUUACUUCAAAAAGAAAUUUAGUUAUAUAACAAGCUGAAGUUUGGAUGACAACUAAUUGAUAAAAUACUAUUGUGACAGAGCAUUUGAUAAUAUGAUUAUUUUUACUAAAUGUUUUCAGUAAUUAUUUCUAAUAUAUUGAUAUACUUAGCUUUGCUCAAAUUGUGAGAUUUUAUAAAGAUACAAAAACUGUACGGAAAAGAGUAUUUAGAACACGAGAGAACACUCUAGAAACAAACUUAAAAACUAUUUCUACAGUAAUUGUGAAUUUGUGUCAAACAUAUAUGUAUAUGGAUAUACAGAUGGUCAUUUUUGUAUGUGUUUAAAAUCCUAUUGAAUAUAAAAUCCAAUAUAUGGUACUAUUCAGUCUAAUUGCAGUAUUGAUGUACAUAAUUGUGAAUGAAAACAUUUAAAUAAUUUAUUCCUAUAGAUUGUGAAUGUACUCAAAGCUUUCUGCAGUAUGAAGACUUACUGGACUUGAAUGCUGUUUCAUUUUUUUGUGCAAAAAGUAAUUAUAUAUAGAAUAAUACAAUUAUUCCGUUUAGUUAAACAGAUUAAGUGACAAUUUAUCAUACAGUUUAUUUGCACACGCAAGUUUACUUCUUCCUAUUAUUUUUUUUCCUGAAUUAACACUAUGUAAUUGAUGAAAUAUUAUAUUCUGUGUCUAGAAUGCAUUUUGCAGAUGCUAUCUGUACAUAUUUAAGAUAAAUUUUAAUAAUAAAAAAGCAAAAUAUAAAAAAUUUCAAAGCUGUGCAGCAAAUAACGGAGCCAUUUUCGGCUUUGAGAGUACAGAUUUUUUUCAGUAUUUAAGAGGUGUUUUGAAUAAUGUAUGAAAGUCUUUAUUGUACAAAUAAAAAGUCACUAUUGUUA
This is a messenger RNA of Colossoma macropomum (tambaqui), 6914 nucleotides long. RefSeq names its product leucine rich repeat containing 7 (gene lrrc7). The transcript has 28 exons. Lineage: Eukaryota; Metazoa; Chordata; Actinopteri; Characiformes; Serrasalmidae. The coding region runs from base 5 to 4687 and encodes 1560 amino acids. Gene Ontology annotation, cellular component: postsynaptic membrane; postsynaptic density; adherens junction. Gene Ontology annotation, molecular function: protein binding. The record is from RefSeq and is a predicted model, not a curated record. Gene Ontology annotation, biological process: neurotransmitter receptor transport postsynaptic membrane to endosome; neurotransmitter receptor transport, endosome to postsynaptic membrane.